AUGAACGUUUUCGUUACUGAAAAAUUAUAAAUUCAUAUAAAAAUUUAUUUAUUUUCAUAAACUAUUUUUCAUAAAAAUAAAACUUUGACCCUAAUAUUUAUAUAUUUAUCAUUUGAUAAUUGGAUAGAGAUUGAAAGAAUAAAUUAAAUUAUCAUAUGAAGUUCUUAUCGGUUUGAUACCAAAUCCAAUUUUUGAAUCAAGAAUAUAAUAGAAAAACCAAUGUUUUUAUUUAUCCAGAAAAAGAAGAAAAUAAUCAGAAAAGAGAAAACACACACAUAAUCAUCAUCAAUUUCUUUCCUGAUUCUAUCUCACAAAGGUAACAACAACUUCAAUUCUCUUCCCUCUUCACAAACCAAACCAAGUUCCGAAGUUGUUGGUAUCUGUUAUUAUUAUCAUUUCAAUUUCGUUAUUUGUUAAAAAUAAAAUCUCGUGAUUUGAAGCAACCCCAUUUGCCAAAGAUCAAAUUUUUAUUCUUCAUUUAAAGAUAGUGUAGUAAGGGUGAAAAGAGAUGGCUGCGGCCGGAAAAACCAGAACUAUGUUUGAAGGUCUAGUAAAAGAUGGAUCGCUUAAAUGGUUGCUUGGCAAGAAAAGUUAUUUUGAUGAAGAAUUUGAGGAGAUGGAAAAUUCGCCUUCUGCUGGGAAGAAUUUUGUACGCGAGCUUUCUCCCGUUGCAAACCUAGUUGUUCGUAGAUGUGCAAAAAUCCUUCAGACCUGUUCAAGUGAUCUUCAAGAGAGCUUCAAUCAAGAGGCAUCGGAAUCCCUAAAAAUUCCAUCACGAUAUGCGAGGAACUUAUUGGAGUAUUGUUGUUUCAAAGCACUUUCAUUGAAAGCACAAAUGUCUGGUCAUCUACUUGAUAAAACAUUCCGGCGAUUGACUUACGACAUGAUGUUAGCUUGGGAGGUCCCAUCUGCCACUAGCCUACCUCUGACUAAUAAGGUCGAUGAAGAUGUAUCUGUUGGCUUAGAAGCUUUCUGUCGAAUAGCUCCUGCGGUUCCCAUCAUUGCCAAUGUCAUCGUUUGUGAAAAUCUUUUUGAGGCACUGAGUUCGUCAACCGGUGGUCGCCUCCAGUUCCCCAUCUAUGACAAGUACCUGGGUGGGAUAGAAAAAGCAAUAAAAAAAAUGAAGAGCAAUUCCGAGUCUUCUCUCCUUUCUGCUAUAAGAUCCACUAAAGGCGAGAAGAUUCUUGAGAUUGAUGGAACCGUCACCACACAGCCAGUGCUUGAGCAUGUAGGAAUAUCAACCUGGCCUGGAAGGUUAAUCCUGACAGAUCAUGCACUUUAUUUUGAAGAACUUCGCGUUGUAUCAUAUGACAAACCAAAAAGAUAUGAUUUAUCAGACGAUCUAAACCAAAUUGUUAAACCUGAGUUGACUGGGCCAUGGGGUACUCGACUUUUUGACAAAGCAGUAUUCUAUAGUUCAUCAUCCUUAUCAGAACCAGCUGUACUUGAAUUCCCAGAGCUUAAAGGCCAUGCUCGUCGUGAUUAUUGGCUAGCUAUCAUCAGAGAGAUUCUUUGUGUUCACAAAUUCAUAACCAAGUUUGGAAUUAAAGGGGUCGCACGGGAUGAAGCACUUUGGAAGGCUGUUUUAGGAAUUUUGCGUUUGCAAGCCAUCCAAGAUAUGAGUUCUGUGGGUCCUAUACUGAAUGAUUCUCUUCUCAUGUUUAAUUUAUGUGAUCAGCUUCCAGGUGGUGAUUUUAUAUUAGAAACCCUUGUACAUAUGUCAUAUUCAAGGGAGUCAGAACGCGGGAAUGAUUCCAAGCCUGAAAGUGGAAUGUAUUCUAUCUCGGUCUUGGACACGGUUUCUAACUUGGGAUUCGUAUUUGGAACAAGUUCGAACAGCUCAAAUGAGGGCAGAAUUGCUGUCGGUGAAGUAACUGUUGGAGAGAUAACUUUGUUGGAAAAAGUAGUUAAAGAAUCUAAGAACAAUUAUAAAAAAGUCGUGUCUGCACAGGCAACAGUUGACGGUUCUAAAGUCGAUGGCAUCGACACUAAUUUGGCUGUCAUGAAGGAAUUGCUUUUUCCUCUUGAUGAACUUAGGAAGUCUCUUCAAUCUUUGGCAUAUUGGGACGACCCAUUGAAGUCUUCUGGGUUUUGUUUGUUCUUCGGCUACAUCAUCUGGAGGGGCUGGCUUGGCUAUGCAGCGGCACUUGUACUUGUGUUGGUUGCAUCUUUUAUGAUAAUUACCAGAUGGUUUAAUCAAGGUAGGCCUGUAACUGAAGUUAAAGUUGUAGCCCCUCCACCGAUGAAUACAAUGGAACAGCUUCUAGCUGUUCAAACUGCUGUCUCUCAAGCUGAACAGCUCAUACAAGAUGGUAAUAUAGUUCUUCUCAAGUUCCGCGGGUUGUUACUCUCCAUAUUUCCUCAGGCGACAGAGAAGCUGGCAUUUGCUCUUCUAUCAGCUGGGUUGAUGUUGGCUUUGUUACCUAUUAAAUACAUAGUUCUGCUAGUGUUCUUGGAGAUAUUUACAAUGUAUUCACCUCCAAGGAAAGCUAACACAGAGAGAUGGGAGAGGAGAUUUAGGGAAUGGUGGUUCAGCAUACCGGCUGCUCCUGUUAAACUUGAAAGAGAAAAAGAGGACAAGAAGAAAAAAUGAUGAUGAUGAAAUCUUUGGUGGUGAAGUUAUGUACAUGAUUGUGUUGGAUACUUAUAUUCCCUGGCUCUAACUGUGUCACGCAGUUAUAGAUCUUGACCGUCUGAUCUUAAAUCAAUAACUAGGAUCGUUAUAAUUACUUUACUUACUGUAUAAUCUGAACCGUCCGAGAUCUCAAAUCAGUGACCGGGAUUGAUUACUGUGUGUGACUGCGUGAUACUUUUACAUCAAGGGAUUCUUCCUUUAGGUCAUUUUCAUAUAUAGAAAUGUUUAGUGGAAGCAAAGUAAUUUAUAAAAUGAAGUUGGAAAAUGUAGUUGGUGAAAUGAGGAAGUAUCAUUUGUGUUUACAA
Molecule: messenger RNA, 2940 nt
Organism: Trifolium pratense (red clover)
Lineage: Eukaryota; Viridiplantae; Streptophyta; Magnoliopsida; Fabales; Fabaceae
Exons: 10
Coding region: 509-2593 (694 amino acids)
Source: RefSeq, a predicted model, not a curated record